UUUAAAAUGCAAACUCCCACACAGCCAGCAAGGAACAAGUAUUCAAACAUAGUUAGAGUUCACCAGCACAGAAACAGAGAGAUUCCAGCAGUCGGGAUCCGACACAGUGCGACUGAUCUAAUCCCAGAUGCAGAGGUCUUUUGCUGGCUGUGUGCAAUGCAAGUGAUAUGAACUUAAAGCAACAGAGAAAGACAGGAGACAAUUGCAUUGUGAAAUGGAAAUUGAUUUGAGUUUAAAUCUUAGGAGACACAAACUGGAGCUGAACAAAGACUAGUGAUACUGUUUCCUUUAAGGUUGAGGGCACCGGUCUUCAGGAUGGGCCGAUUACAGAUGCUGCUGAUUAUUCUGCAUUUUGCCAACCAGUCCCGGGCGUCGAACACUGGCCCCAACACAAGCUGGGGUGGGCAGAAGAUGCCAGUGUUCCGGCCGCAAGAAACAGUGAAGCUGGUCAAGCCGCGGUUCUCGGCCGUGGCCAGGCAGGAUCUCAUCACACACUGCGACGCGGGGUGCCUGUGGCGAGAGACGCACCCGACCUUGGAGGACUUGAAGGAAGACCUUGCGUACGAGACCGUUUACCUCAACGGCACUCGGACCCUCACCAGAGUGGACAUCUCUGGCGUGGACUCGCCGCUCUCACAACCCCAGGCCCCGCGGCGGGCGGCGAGGGGGACGAGGCGCAAGAGGCAGAUCUUCGGGGUGGACGGCAGGUUCGACAUUCGCGGCAAGCAUUUCCCGCUCAGCUUCCCCUUCUCCACCACGGUGAAAAUCUCCACCGGUUGCACGGGCAUCCUGGUGUCGGACAGGCACGUCCUGACCGCCGCCCACUGUAUCCACGACGGGAAAGAUUACGUCAAGGGAGCGAAAAAGCUGAAGGUUGGGUUUUUAACAGAGAACCUCAAAAUGCAGCCGCCCAAACGCGCGAAGCCUUCACCAAAACUCCUGAUAAGGUGGUCGAGGGUCAAACGCACGCGGGUUCCAAGAGGCUGGAUACGGUCUCACAAUGAGCUCAGCAUGGACUACGACUAUGCUUUACUGGAGUUGAAGAGGCCUCAUGGAAGGGCUUACAUGGAGCUGACAGUUAUGCCACCUCCAGCCCAAGUAGCGGGCAACAGAAUCCACUUCUCUGGAUUUGACAGUGACCGGCCUGGGCAACUAGUGUAUCGGUUUUGCCCCAUCAUCAACGAGACGCCCCAUCUCAUUUACCAACACUGUGAUGCCCAGCCCGGCUCCAGCGGCUCCGGUGUGUACGCCAAGCUGUGGCUGCCGGACAAACACCACUGGGAAAGGAAAAUAGUCGGCAUAUUUUCGGGACACCAGUGGGUGGAUCUCAAUGGGGUCCAGCAGGAUUACAACGUGGCAGUCCGCAUCACACCACUGAAGUACGCACAGAUCUGCUACUGGAUCAAAGGGAAUUACCGUGAAUGCCAUUCCAAUUGACACCAAUUAAAAAAGCACUACAAGGAACAGCAAAACGUCCCUUCCAUUUCUAACCUUCAAUUAAAACAAUGAUUUAAUCCCCCACACAUUGGUUUGUUCAACAAGAUGACUAGUAUAAUACUACAGAGGGUAGGGCUACCGGUGAAAGCAUUUCUCACAGAUCGAGGUUGGGGAAUUUUAAUACAUCAACGCUUGCUGCGUUAAGGUUAAGGUUGCCAAAUUUGCAACUGAAUAGCUCAAGGCACGGGAGAAGGCUGGAACUCAAGACCUAACAUUUUCCAGUUGAUGAUAGCAAUUAAUUGAAAAUUGAUGUUAAAAAGUUUUUAAAAUCUAACAUUUGCUUAAUAUUUGUUUAAAAACAUACUCAGUCACCAAGUUAAUGGGAUGUUCAGGUUAGAGAAACACAUUAGUCCCAACCCUUGUCCUGCAAAAUCUGUUAGCUGAAGUUGUCCAUUUGUCCCUCUCCAAUAGUUCAUGCGCUGAUUGGGUCGGGUUACAGAAAACAGUUAUUUUUCUAAUUUGGACAGAUUACGUGAAGUAAAUUGCAAAGCGAUUGAGAAAGGGAAAAGCCAGGAAAAUAAGCAGAGAAAUAUGUUUCGAACAUGGCUAGAGAGUGGGUAGACACAAAAAGCUGAAGAAACUGAGCGGGACAGGCAGCAUCUCUGGAUAGGAAUGGGUGACGUCUCGGGUCGAGACCCCUCUUCAGACUGGUCGUGUCACCAUAUUUCUUCCAAGGCUAUUUUCCCAAUGU
Molecule: messenger RNA, 2188 nt
Organism: Amblyraja radiata (thorny skate)
Lineage: Eukaryota; Metazoa; Chordata; Chondrichthyes; Rajiformes; Rajidae
Product: serine protease 23-like
Exons: 3
Coding region: 316-1437 (373 amino acids)
Biological process (GO): proteolysis
Molecular function (GO): serine-type endopeptidase activity
Source: RefSeq, a predicted model, not a curated record